GGGAUGGAAGCGGCGGUGGAGCCCAGCAGGGACGCGCGGGGGCGUGCGGCGAGUCCUCCACGCGGCCGCGGGGAGAAGAGCCCGCCGGACAGGAAAGUUUACAUGGACUAUAAUGCAACCACCCCCCUUGAGCCAGAAGUCAUCCAGGCCAUGACCGAGGCCAUGAGGGAAGCCUGGGGAAAUCCCAGCAGUCCUUACCCAGCAGGUCGGAAGGCCAAGGACAUUAUUGACACAGCUCGGGAGAAUGUCGCGAAGAUGAUAUGUGGGAAACCUCAGGACAUUAUCUUCACUUCCGGGGGCACUGAGUCAAACAACUUAGUAAUUCAUUCCGUGGUGAAACAUUUCCACCAAACCCGUCCCUCCAAGGGGAGCCCGGCCGAGCUGUGCAGCCCGCUGGAUGGGGCCACGCCCCACCUUAUCACCUGCACCGUGGAACACGACUCCAUCCGUCUGCCCCUGGAGCACCUGGUGGAAGAACGGGUGGCCGCGGUCACCUUUGUGCCAGUAUCCAAGGUGAACGGGCAGGUGGAGGUUGAGGACAUCCUGGCUGCUGUCUGCCCGGCCACGUGCCUCGUGACUAUCAUGCUGGCCAAUAACGAGACUGGGGUCAUCAUGCCCAUCUCUGAAAUCAGUCAGCGAAUUAAAGCCCUGAACCAGAAGCGGGCAGCUUCCAGGCUGCCGGUCAUUCUGCUACACACAGAUGCGGCACAGGCCCUGGGGAAACGGCGCGUGGAUGUGGAGGACCUGGGCGUGGACUUCCUGACCAUCGUUGGGCACAAGUUCUAUGGUCCCAGGAUUGGAGCACUUUACGUCCGAGGGCUUGGUGAACUUACCCCUCUGUACCCUAUGCUGUUUGGAGGUGGACAAGAACGGAAUUUCAGGCCAGGGACCGAGAACACGCCGAUGAUUGCCGGCCUUGGGAAGGCCGCUGAGCUGGUGACCAGGAAUUGCGAGGCUUAUGAGGCCCACAUGAGGGACGUUCGUGACUACCUGGAGGAGCGGCUGGAGGCUGAAUUUGAUAAGCAGAGAAUCCAUCUGAACAGCCAGUUUCCAGGGACCGAGCGACUCCCCAACACAUGCAACUUUUCUAUCCAGGGACCCCAGCUCCAAGGCCACGCGGUGCUGGCGCGGUGCAGGGCGCUGCUGGCUAGCGUGGGGGCUGCGUGCCACUCGGACCGCGCGGAUCGGCCAUCCCCGGUGCUGCUGAGCUGUGGCAUUCCCUUCGACGUGGCCAGGAACGCACUCCGGCUCAGCGUGGGCCGCAGCACCACCAGGGCCGAGGUGGACCUCAUCGUGCAGGACCUGAAGCAGGCCGUGGCCCAGCUGGAGGGCCAGGCCUAG
Messenger RNA from Odobenus rosmarus divergens (Pacific walrus), 1341 nucleotides. RefSeq names its product selenocysteine lyase (gene SCLY). Lineage: Eukaryota; Metazoa; Chordata; Mammalia; Carnivora; Odobenidae. Bases 4 to 1341 code for a protein of 445 amino acids. The record is from RefSeq and is a predicted model, not a curated record. The transcript has 12 exons.